UCCAACUUCAUCGUACACUUGCACUAACAAGGCAACAUACAGGACAGAUACAGUGCUUUCAUUCAUAGUCAAAUCUUUAUCUUAAUUGGGAAAAUAAAGGAAAAUAAACGAUUGUCGACAAUAAGGCUUAUUCACCAAAAGAGCGAAGGGCAGGAACCAGCACGCGACAGAGAUUGGAGCUUGUGCUUAGACACCUUGUCCAUCCGAGGCUCUGUGGAGAAGUCUUGACCUCUUUCCUUCAGGAUUUACGGUCUACAGCCGCCCUUUGUACCAUAUUCUGCUUCGUGAUCUUGGUGGACAGAUGAUCUUGCCACCUCCUGAGACUGUUUUCACAAAGACAGCGAGGAAGAAGUAGAUUGGUGCCAAACUGUGCCUCAGAAACCUUUAGUUAGAUAUGCCCUCACCCCCCAAUGAUGGAGACGACCAAGGAACGUCCCCCGUGAACAUGACUCCUGUGCUGUCCAAUCAGAAUGGUGUAAAGAGAAAAGUUCACACCAAGAAAAAGAAGAAGGGCUUCAUCACGGCUAACGUCGCGGGAACCAAAUAUGAAAUCGUUCGUAUUGUAAUAGACGAGGUGACUUUUCAUAAAGUCAGAGACGAUGAUGAGACGGCCAAUCUAAUCUGGAACGACUCCUCCGUGCAGCAUGAGAAAAUAGCUGAGCUCAGGAACUACCAGAGGAUAAACCAUUUCCCGGGAAUGGGUGAGAUCUGUCGGAAAGACUGCUUGGCGAGGAACAUGGCCAAAAUGAUUAAAAGUCAGCCUCAGGAAUACAGCUUCAGCCCCAAAACCUGGAUCUUCCCAGCUGAGUGCACUCAGUUCCAAAACUACGUCAAGGAGUUGAAACGGAAACGCAAGCAGAAAACAUUUAUUGUAAAGCCUGCGAAUGGAGCCAUGGGUCAUGGGAUAUCUCUGAUUCGGAACUUCGAGAAGCUUCCGAUGCAGGAUCACUUCAUUGUGCAGGAAUAUUUAGACAAGCCCUUUCUCAUGGAGGGCUACAAGUUUGACUUGAGAUUCUACAUCCUCGUCACUUCCUGCGACCCUCUGCGUGUCUUCCUUUACAAUGACGGCCUGGUACGGAUGGGUACGGAGAAGUACCACACGCCCAAUGAGUCGAACCUGAGCCAGCUCUACAUGCACUUGACCAACUACUCGGUCAACAAACACAAUGAAAACUUUGAGCGGGACGAAACGGUGGAUAAAGGCAGUAAGAGGUCCAUCGGCUGGUUCACCGAGUUCCUCCGAACCAACGAUUAUGACGUGGCCAAAUUCUGGGGAGAUGUAUCGGAACUGGUGGUAAAGACCCUGAUAGUGGCCGAGCCACAUGUGCUCCACGCCUACCGCAUGUGCCGCCCCGGUCAGCCACCAGGGAGCGCCAGUGUCUGCUUUGAGUUGCUGGGUUUUGACAUCAUCCUUGACCGCAAGCUGAAACCGUGGCUGCUGGAGAUCAAUCGUGCUCCAAGUUUUGGGACCGAUCAAAAGAUCGAUUACGAUGUGAAGAAGGGAGUUUUGCAGAACGCCCUGAAACUGCUCAACAUCAGGGCGAGUGAUAAACGCAGAAAUCUGGCCCAGCAGAAGGCAGAAGCCCAACGGCGGCUGUACGGUCAGGGAUCUAUGCGUAAACUGACGGCCGAAUCAUCUGAAUGGGAGAAACAACGUCACUUACUGGAGCGCAGGAGAGAGGAACUGAAAGAAAGACUGGCUCAAGUCCGCAAGCAGGUCUCCAGGGACGAGCACGAAAAGCGACACCUGGGGAACUACAGACGUAUUUACCCCCCUGAUGACAAGCUGCUCCUGGAGAAAUAUGAGAGUCUUCUUUCGGUUGCCUUUCAGACAUUUCUCGCCGGGCGAGCAGCUUCACUUCAAAAGGAAAUGAAUAAUCCGCUGAAACGAAUGAAGGAGGAAGAUAUCCUAGACCUACUGGAACAGUGUGAGCUGGAUGAUGAGAAACUGAUGGGAAAAACCUCCAAACAGAAAGGACCAAAGGUCCUGUCCUCCAUGCCUGAGAGCAGCCUGUCACCCAGAGGGCACAGAGACCCUGAGGAUACCACGGGCAGUGGCAGCGACAGCAGCUCUGGCUCUGAUGCUGAUGGUGAAGAUGAAAGCAGCAGCAUUACGCAGGAGAAACUCAACAGCUCUGAACGCUCCAGUCGUGUUCAUUGGAAACCCGUCCCUAAACCGCUGCGGGGUCCUUCCUCCUCACCCAACCUUUCCGGACUCAUCCGCCGUUCCAUGUCCUGUCCGCGCUCCAUAUCCUCUCUUACUGCGCAAUCACCCACCAACGAGACCAGACGGCCAAAAACAGCUACUCAUAUGGCUAAUGCUCCAACUGCAGCCUCUCAAACAGCACCCACUACGACGCCGAUGACCGCAUUGCGAGCACACGCAGCGUCUCGUUCCCAGUCGCUCAGUCGCAACAGUUCUGCAAACAGAGUUCCACAUAGCAGCAGUUUGGGUGCCAUUCACCCCAACACGGGGGAGAUCCCGCUGAGUAAAGAGCGGGAAGCGGAGCUGAUGCAGCAGACCUUGGCGGCGCUCGGAGAGAUGAGGAUUCGUUACCCGGGGAAGAGCGAAGAGGAGGCAGAGGCCGUGCUGGACGAGAUACUGAACAACUGGAAGUUCCAUAAACCAAAAGUGGCGUCUUACUGGCUGGUGAAGUUAGACGCCACCAAACAGAGGAAGGUUUUGGACAUCGUUCGUACCAACAUCCGGCAGGUUCUGCAGAGGAUCUGGAGCGAACCGGACGUGGACAGUCUUCGACUUAAUCGCCUUCUCAACCGCGUCUUCAGCCGUCUACUCUGGAGCCAUGGUCAGGGUCUGUGGAACUGCCUCUCCAGCUCUGGCAGGUCGUCGUGGGAGAGCGUGUUCAAUAAGAGCAGCGAGGUGCUGUCCACACUGGAGCUCAGGUGCUGCCAGCGCGUCGUACAGCUGUGCAGAGACUGUCUGCUUGUGGUCUACAAGUUUGUGGCCGACUCCCGAAGUUCUCUCGGCGGACUCGGCCCAGACUGGGAUGACACCAGGUACCUGCUGCCAGUCACCUCCCAGUUUAUCAUCAAGUGCCCGUCCUCCAGUUUUGGCCGCUCCUCGUCCACGUCACGUGCCCGCGGCGUCUUUACUGCACGAAUGGGACACUUUUGAUGCCAACUGGACUCCACAUACAGUAUGCUGGGUAGAAGACAUCUAGACCUUUCUUAGAAAGGCAUUACGCCUGGGACCUCUACAAACUCCAGCAGCAUAUCGAACCUCGCUUGCGUUGUUUAUGCGUCGGAUGCAGAUGAUCUCAUUCGCUGUAAAAAAUCCGCUGCACUGCUGUCUCCCUUCGGAUGCUUUUAAAGAUGAUGAACAUUAUGGAUUUAAUUUCGAUACUGUACAGUUAUUCCAUGCAUUACGGUGAAUGUUACGGCCUCAUCAAUUUGACAAAGAUCAUGUUUAUGUUUUUAUGUGUUUUUUUUUUUUGUUUUGUUUUUAUCAUGAUGUUAUAUUAAUGCUGUUUUACUAAAUUAUUUUAUUAUUUAAUGCACAACAUGUCACUUUUUUAAUAUUCACUUCAUAUUUUUGUUUAGUUCUUCCCAGAGUCAAAAUCACAAACGUUCACACAGGAUGCGUCUGGCGUUUAAAAAAAAAAAACAUGAAAAUUAAUUGCUCUUAAAACAGUGUUUCCAAAAGAUUGUUUUUCACCCCAGCAGCAAAAAUUAUAUUUAAAAAAAAUAUUGUAUAAGUGAUUUAUUAAAUAAUAAAAGUACUAUUACAAUAAAAGUGUGAAAUUGUGUUGCAGACAUUUAUCUGCUACUACACAUAUGAACAAUUAGUUUAUUUCAUGAAUUUUACAAACUAAUGGCUUCUUGACUAGUUAGCAAAUGAGUCCAGAGACCAACAAUAAAAAUAUGUCCAAGCAGACGCCUUAACGCCUCCUGUGUGAAAGCCGAAGAAUGGUGCAGAAAUGGUCAAGGUUAAAAGUUUCAUGCUUUAAGUUCUGGUUAAAUCUACAGUAGGGGGUUGUGGGUAGUAUAGAGUUAGAAAAUUAAAUAAUGCGUACUAUUUGAAUGCUUUAUGAAUGCUUUGUUGAACUAGACUAGUUGCCUGUUUUUAACUUACAGCUGAGAUCACCUUUCAACUUAAAGGACGUAAAUCUUCUUUGCAUAACUAUGUGAGCCAUAUUGUGUAGAUGCAAAUAUUAACCUCAACGUCGGACCUGUCUGAUGUGUGUCCUUGUAGAGACUAUGAAUGGGACCUUCAGUACUGCUUUGGGUAGUGUGUACAACAAACUGUCCGUGAGCUGGGAAACUUGGAUGGCUUCAUCUUGAAAAUACUUGAAUUCAUUUAUGCUAUUUAUUUCAUUAAAAAUGUCUGCGUUUACAUUAUUAUAUCAAAUUUUAAGUUUUGGUAACUGAUUUAACUAUGGCAUUACCGAUGUAUCAGUGAUUUUAUGAAUGAGAUAACCUUUUAUGAAAGUACUGUAAUUUGCGCUAAUUGCCAAGCUUUGCUUUGGACCUAAUUAGAAUGAAUGUUUAUGUACUGUAGUGUUUGAGUUAAAGUGACUUGGAUGUGCCAGCUCAAACCAUGCUGUGCCAACACAACUCACACAACCAGCAGUUUGUGUUAACUAGGUGGGCAAUUGAGAAGGAUGGUCCGCAAUAUUUAUGAUUCAGUACGUUCAUGGAAUUCCUUUUUAGAAAUGAGGUUUUCUUGGCUGCUGGGUUUUCUUUUGGUUAGUAAUGAAAUUACAGUCACAGUGUUCUAAAAGCCAACUUUUCAAGUCCUUCUUAUAAUGAUCAUUAAAUGGGCCAUUUCAGGCCAUUUCAUCCAAGUUACCAUUAUGCCACAAUGCCAAAUAUCAUUUUUGCCUAGAUUUUCAUUCAGGAUAAUGGGUUUAAUAGCAAUAAACGGCUUAAAACAU
Messenger RNA from Paramisgurnus dabryanus, 4895 nucleotides. It is a transcript of the gene ttll7, whose product is annotated as tubulin tyrosine ligase-like family, member 7. NCBI's taxonomy places the organism in Eukaryota, Metazoa, Chordata, Actinopteri, Cypriniformes, Cobitidae. Gene Ontology annotation, biological process: microtubule cytoskeleton organization; protein polyglutamylation. Gene Ontology annotation, cellular component: ciliary basal body. Gene Ontology annotation, molecular function: tubulin-glutamic acid ligase activity; tubulin binding. The record is from RefSeq and is a predicted model, not a curated record.